Molecule: messenger RNA, 4866 nt
Organism: Spodoptera littoralis (African cotton leafworm)
Lineage: Eukaryota; Metazoa; Arthropoda; Insecta; Lepidoptera; Noctuidae
Source: the annotation of a GenBank genome assembly
AUGAUCAAGUUUCGGUAUAAACGUAAGGAGUCGAGUGAUGGCGGCAAGAGUGGUACGGCUAUACAGAAGCAGAAGAUCGAGGGUCUCAGAGACCGGGAGUUGCUGCCACCAAAGGACAUGCUGCUGACAGGCUCGCUAGCCGGAGUGAGGAACAACACACUCCCGCGCUCGCGACCCUCGUCGGCAGCGAGGCGCGAGCCACCUGAAACACCGCUCAGCCAAACCACUAUAUCGCUGUUUAGAGAAUUGUUCACUCAACUGCAAUGGUCUGCGGAGCGCGCACCAGCCGCGGACGGCCUCCGUCGAGCGCUGGGUGGCGGUGGCGCUCGCUUCCAGCUCGGCUGUAUGGCCGACGCCAGCGAGUGCUUCGAGCACUUACUUCUCCGAGUCCACGCCCACGUGGCGGCCGGCUCCGGUGACCGAAGAGACGAUGACGCCUGCAGAGCUCCGCACUGUGUACCCCACCGAAAGUUCGCCAUGAUGCUAGUCGAACAGUCUGUAUGCAGCGCCUGCCAAGCUACGUCCGAACCCUUGCCAUUCACUCAGAUGGUCCACUAUGUGUCAGCUACAGCUCUAACAGCACAAGCUGCGCUGGGUGAACAUGGAGACAGCUUUGGGCUGCUACUAAGAAAAGCAGGAGGAAUGGGCGACAUUAGAGACUGUCCGAAUGCUUGCGGAGCGAAAAUUCAGAUAUGCAGAACGCUAAUGAACCGUCCAGAAGUGGUGUCAAUUGGCAUGGUCUGGGAUUCCGAGAGACCGUCGGCGGAGCACGUGGCGGCGGUGUACAGCGCGCUGGGCACGGAGCUGCGGCCUACGGACGCCUUCCACGCCUGCGUGGACCGCGCCUGGGCAGCGCGCGCCACGCACCGCCUCGUCGGCCUCGUCACUUACUACGGCAAGCACUACUCCACCUUCUUCUUCCAUAGUAAACUCCGCCUAUGGAUAUACUUCGAUGAUGCGGAUGUUAAAGAAAUAGGUCCGGAGUGGUCACACGUCGUAGAAAAAUGUCAAAGAGGACGAUUCCAACCGCUCCUCCUGUUAUACGCUGCGGUUGAUGGAACGCCGUGUGACACUCGUCAUGCUCCAAAAGAUGUAGUUCCAUUCCCGGCGCCAGAACCUCGCCGAGCAGUCACGCCAGCUCCAGAGCGGCCAGCGACGGGAUUCGCUCGACGAGCGGUCACUCCAGGCCCAGAUAAUGAAAGUGAUUAUGUCAGUAGAAAAGCCGUGGAGAAUAUGUUAGAAGUUCAAGCCAAUCGUCGAGCACAACUCAAUCGAAGUUUGAGCACUGGCUCAGGGUCAGAUAGUCAAGAGAGGCCACGAGCACGAAGAGACUCUGGUAACUGGAGUGGCGAUCGCAACAGUGCGUCAUCCGCUUCCUCGUCGACGGCAGAGAGCCCAUACAUGUAUCCUAGAGGUCGAGGUGCGGGCAGCGUUCCAGGCAGUCCUACGCGUAAAGGGGAACUCUCAAGUGGAGGCUCUUGUGAUGCUGGAUACGACUCAUAUUCUCUGUCUUCUACAGACAGUCUACCUCUGCAACAAGGUCUACGCCACAACUUGCAACUGGCUCAAAUACCAGAAAUAACUACACGUGGUGAAUGUGAAGCGCUUUGCUUGGAAGCCGACAGGCUGCUAGAAAAAUCUCGCAAUGCAGAAGACUCUGCUGAUUACGAAACAGCGCUAGUACUUUGUGACGCUGCUGCAUCUAAAGCUCGUGCAGCAAUGGACGCACCUUACAACAAUCGUCACAUGGUGACUUUUGCUCGUAUGAAACACAAUACAUGUGUAAUGCGGGCACGUAGUCUCCAAAGACGAAUGGCGGGAAUGACUAGGGUGACGGAAAUUCCUCAGGCUGCUCCAAUCAGAAAUACUAAGGGUGGGCUUGAAGCGUCGCCUAUGACUAUUGAAAUCUAUGCCACAUUACCCAAAAAGAAGGGUUCGUCUAAAAAAUCACCCAAAUGUAUUGAUGAUGAUAUAGAUACAGUGACACGGGAGCGUCCCCCGAGGCACAAAUCUAGAGACGAUGAUAAAGUAAGAGAAAAGCGAUCUAGAAGUGAAGAUCGAAGUCGUGCUCGGAAAGAAGUUCCUGUGGUUAAAGCUGCAGAGAAAAAAGAAGAAACCGCUGAAGAUAAAAAGGCCAACAAGAAACAACAUAAAAUUCGAAGAAAGCUUUUGAUGGGUGGCCUGAUACGAAGGAAAAAUCGAUCAAUGCCUGAUUUAACAGAAGGUGCUGACGGUAACAACGAGGCAGCUAACAAAGAGAAGCGAGUCUCUUCCGUCGAUGAUACGGAAGUUGGCAGGACGACGGAAGAUAAAACAAACCUAAGUGGCUAUUUAUCUGAAGGGCACUUAGAAUACUCAGUGGCAAGUGGUACUAAUCCUAAUCUCGAAAGGAGUAAACUUAUGAGAAAAAGUUUCCACGGCAGUGCAGGUAAAAUGCUGACGGCCGCAAAAGUUCCACCACCACCGCCACUUCGAACGACUUCCCAACUCACAGGGUCUAAGUACACUUAUUCAGAACAUGGAAAAGGUACAUAUCCAACAGAAAUUGAAGAAGAUGGUGGAUUCUCGGAACAAUAUGGAGAUGAACCACAUUCGCUCCCGUUCCUACAUCCGUAUGACGACAAGUCCAACAGUCAUUACGAUAGGUUAGAUACGUCACCAGCGCAAAACUUCCACACAGUAGUGACGAAGGCUAUGAUCCACCAAGAACAAAGUCCGGUAAAAAGAGAAACAAUGCAGCCUAUGAUGCCCUCUCAACAUACGAUUCAAAAUCUGACCCACACCUUUGAUAACGGAGUGGACGUGGUAGACUGCGCAAUGCCAUCGCGGAGAUCUCCGACUAUGUUCGAACUUCCUCCAUACCCGAGUCCCAUGAACUCCGUAAACCAUUCACGUCAGCCUAGUGAAGAAUUUCCCCCACCUCCACCGCCCAUUGAUUUAACGCCACUCCAUGAUGAACUUGAAAAGAUUCAGACAAUCAAUGAAAUGUCAAAUGAUCUGGAGGUGGCAAAAGGCACUCUAUUAGCAAGCUUGCAAGAGAAAAGAAAUCAAAUCUUACGAAACGAACAGUGUGCUCCACAAAUAGCUCAGGUUGAAAAGCUAAACGUCCACCCAUCUUUGUUGAAAGAGCUGCAAGCGAAGCAAGCGUCUUUCAAGUUAAAGAGGUCUGGUUCUUUAGAAGGACAACUGUCAAGUUCUGUAGACGCCCAUAAUCUCUAUGAAACCAGUAGCAACGUAAGAAAUAUUGCUUCACGAUUUGAAAACAACACUCAAAAUUCGUCACAAGACGCCGAUAGAACGCAUAUAGGUUUCGGCAUGAGCGGAAAUAGAGAUGUCAUAAAUUGCUCAGAUCAGUCUAACGCUGGGCUCAAUCGGAGAGCUUCAGCAUCAUCUAUUGAUCCCAAACAAAUAGAAGAGGAACAAUGUGACCCGAAAUCUACCAACAAUACGUACGGCGACCGAUCUAAACCCAAGAAGAAAUCAGUAUCUUUCUGUGACCAAGUCAUCUUAGUGUCUACAGCUGAAGACCAAGAAGAUGAUAGUUACAUACCGAACCCUAUCUUAGAGAGAGUUUUAAAAUCCGCGAUGAACAAGCCUGAGUUGACGACUAUGCCUCUCCAGUCGGAGAAACCAUCACUACAACGACAAGACUCCUUUGACAGUCAGUCAUCCCGCUCAACGAUAUCCUCGUUAUCUCAAAACUCGUUUGUUCCCAGCGAGAACUCACACGCAGAGUACGUCAGAUUACAAAACAAUUAUCCAGCGUAUCAAAUGCCGCCAAAUCGUUUACAACAGCAGUACAAUGCACAAAAGAAUAAUAGUGUUUACGGUACGAACUCGCCGGUACAAACUACUCCAAAUCAAAACGGAGUAAAUAGUAAUCAGAUUUACCAAACACUGCCAAAUAAUACGCAACAGAACACCACCAGCCCGAUACCGUACAACCAGCCGCCGUCAGUUUAUCCCAAUCAUAGCAAUGCUAGCCCACCGAACUUUAGCCAAACUCCUGCCAACAGACUGACGCCGACGCACAACCCCGCAUAUAUGUCUAAGCACCCCGUUAACCUACAGAGACCCGCAACCAGCGCGGGCCACCCAGCCUCUCAGCUGCACCCCAUGAACCAGGCCAUCAACAACGCGUACUACCACAGAGUCCCUCAAACAUCCUGCCCCUCGACGAUUCCCAGCAACAACUACUCUACGAACCGGCAGUACGGCCACAAUAUGCCAAACACCAACCAUUCGCCUUAUCAAACCGUGCCCACCAACUCACCAGCUUACCAGAGCUACCACAACCCACCGACAAGCUAUGCGAGCUCCGAAUAUUCUAGUCGAUAUCCACAGGCUAACAGUACAAACCAUUACACUCAGUCACCGUAUCAAAGGGUGCCGCCGCCACACGGCGAUGUGCCUGUAGAAAACUAUAACGCAUUUCCACAAAAAAUAUCUAACAACUACUACGUAGACAACCAGUCUGGCCAGCAGCGAGUCCAGGAGACGAGGCACUACGCCAACACUCAGCAUCAGCGCUCCGUGUACAGCCAAAACAUGAAUGUUGAUAGUAAUGUAAACAGCGAGCAAGUGGGCCAGUACCAGUAUGCUCAGAACGGUUACAAUCCGUAUCAGCACAUGCCACCUCCUAAACAGAUACAAAAGAAGUCCGUGUCGUUCGAGCCGGGCACGAAGGGCGGCACGGACUCACCCGUACCGCCACAAAUGAACGGCAGCCCGCCGUACCCGGCCGGCGACGCGCAACCCAUGCAGAAGACAGUAUGCAACUUGUGUCGUAAGAAGGCUAUCAACCCACCGGCGAUGUAUUGCCCCGAUUGUGAUUUUUAUAUGUCUAGGUUCAAACCCCGCUCAUAG